Molecule: messenger RNA, 1053 nt
Organism: Beta vulgaris subsp. vulgaris (sugar beet)
Lineage: Eukaryota; Viridiplantae; Streptophyta; Magnoliopsida; Caryophyllales; Amaranthaceae
Product: universal stress protein A-like protein
Exons: 5
Coding region: 294-824 (176 amino acids)
Molecular function (GO): AMP binding
Source: RefSeq, a predicted model, not a curated record
UCUGCCAUGCCCGGGCCGACAAGAAGUUAGAAUCCAAAAACAAAACGCUCAAAUCUUACACGUUAGCAACUCUUCCUUCACUCUUCUCUCUCUCUACACGUCGCUAACUCAGCUCUCUGAAAGCAAAUAUAUCAACAAUCUAAGUUUCCAUAUUACAUCAUUUUUUUGACUUCAUUUUCUCUUCGCUGUUUCUGGUUUCGGACUUUGUGCAAAAGCUCCACAAUCUUUUCGAUCGACAUUAUCAUCUUCGCGUCCCUCCUACAGAGAAUCUUAACAAGGGAGAAAGAGAAAAGAUGAGCGGGAAUGAGCCAACUCGAGUUAUGAUAGGGGUGAAUCAAUCCAGUAUCAAAGGUUAUCCUCAUGCCUCCAUCAGCUCUCAACGUGCUUUCGAAUGGACUGUCCAAAAGAUCAUUCGAGAUAACAUUUCUGGCUUCAAGCUCCUCUUUGUCCAUGUGCAAGUCCCUGAUGAAGAUGGUUUUGAUGACAUGGACAGCAUAUAUGCAUCACCUGAUGACUUUAAAAAUAUGAACACCAGAGAAAAGAAUAAAGCACUCCAUCUUUUGGAGUACUUUGUCCAUAGAUGUCAUGAAAUUGGGAUUGCUUGUGAGUCUUGGAUUCGCAAGGGUGAUCCACAAGAAACCAUUUGCCAUGAGGUGAAGCGUGUUCAGCCUGACUUUCUUGUUGUGGGGUGCAGGGGACUUGGACCUUUCCAGAGGGUUUUUGUGGGUACUGUGAGUGAGUUCUGUGUCAAGCAUGCUGAAUGCCCCGUCAUCACAAUCAAACGGCGUGCAGAGGAUACUCCUCAAGACCCUGUUGAUGACUAAGUUACUCAAUCAUCAAGACGAUGACUAAGCUACUCAAUCAUCAAGACGAUGACUAAGUUACUCAAUCAUCAAGACGAUGACUAAGUUAAUGACUAGGUUCUAUGAUGUGGCUGCACGAUAAUCAUUUGUAAAUAGACCUGAUUGCGAGGUUUUGUGAACAUUGUGUAAAUUUUCUGGUGGAUCAACUCCUGAAUGAAGUAUUGUUCAAUUAAGUUUUGUUUGGUGUGUA